UUCAGACAGAGACAGUACAGAUUAUACAGGAAAAUGCCACUAAAACCUUUCAAUGCUGUUUUAAAAUCUACCUCUAGGUGGCAGUAGUGCUUAUUCACUACUUCUAUUCUAUGAUGAAACCAACACGGAAGAAGAGUUUGAAUGGGCGCCGUCCAUGAAAACAUACCAAACAUUUCUACUUUGGAAUUAUUUCACUCGUACCAAACGGCACUACGUCGUCAUUCUCAAAAAAAUCGGACCUUUUCCUGUGAAACGGCGUCUUAAAUUACGCUUGGCGUAGUGAUGGCAGCAUCAUUACCGCAGAAACCAGUCAUGGCAGGGAUGCCCCCUCAACAGCAGCAGCCCCCCCACAUGGCCCCCAGCGGUCCCAUGGGUGCAGGUCAGCAGCCAAUGCCACCCCAGGGUGCCCUCAGGGAGAUAUCCCCAGUUUUCCUGUGCCGGAUCGGGCAGGAAACUGUGCAGGAUAUCGUCACGAGGACCAUGGAGAUCUUCCAAAUUACACGAGCCACGCAACUUCCUAAUGGCGUGACUCAGAGUCAGGCAAUGUACCAGGACCGUUUCGGGAAACUCCAGGAGCACUUGAGGCAGCUGGCUUUGCUCUUCCGGAAACUUCGCCUCCUUUACGAACGCUGCGUGGAAAUGACGGCAGAUCUGCAGGAAGGCCCAGCGGAGCUUGUGCCCUAUGUUGGAGAAGAGCUGGUGAACAUUAGAGUGGAGCCGUGUAGUCCUUCAGUGCACCAGGAGAGAAAAGAAGUUCUAGAGAAAGUCCGUCAGAAGAACCGUGAGAUGAAGGUUCUCAUGGAUCAGAUGAGGGACCUGCUGUGGAACGUCAACGCCAUGUUGACCUUGAGGAAAUAAUCCGUCCUGAUCAACUGACCGGCCAAGUGUUCAAUAUUGUCAUCUAUAGUUACCACAAAAGGGCAGCAAAAAUGUGUUGAAAUGGAUUGCUUUAUACACCAAUCUGUGACACCAAGCUGCCACAAGAUGGCAGCAAAGUAAUUUUAUUAUGACAUUUAUGUUGAUGUUUCAAGUUAAAUUCUUUUUUUUUACGUAACAAUUGAGCUUUGUCAAGGCAGCUGAAUAUUUUUUUUGGGGGGGUGAAAUAAGUUAUGAGUUUGAAGGGGUUUUUUUUGUGUGUGACGUCCUUCCACAAAGCACAGCGUGCGGCAGCUAUGUUCAGUACAUCUCAGGUGUUUUGUACUGUACACGUAUGCUCGACUCCUUUGCUGCCAUUGAUGGUGAUAACGAACUGAUGUUUAAGCUGGUGGUGAUCGAGCCCAGUUCAAAUGGAUUCGCCGUCAAUGGCAGUAAUUGAGUUUGUCUUCCUCACUGUUUUGUAUGAAAUAAAAGUGUUUUUCUAAAAACUUUGGGCACUUUAAUUUCACAGCAACAAGAAGUCUGCAUUUACAAAUGUUUUUAUUUGUUUUACAGUUCAUGGUUUGUGUUCAAGUCGCACUUAAUGUCACGCCCUCUCGAGGUCUUUGUACUUCUUGCGGAAGACCGACACUUGAUCCUUGAAGAGGACGGGGUCCAAACGAAAUUGAGAGUGGACCAGAGGCAUGUAGCCAAACCAGCUGGCGAAGGUGUUGACACACUCCUGGCGCUGGUUGAAAUGCUCCGGGUUGGCCCAAGGGACGUUCUUGGUGCUCUGCUGGGAAAAAGAAGAGACUUAUUAAAAUGUGCAUA
Molecule: messenger RNA, 1686 nt
Organism: Corythoichthys intestinalis (scribbled pipefish)
Lineage: Eukaryota; Metazoa; Chordata; Actinopteri; Syngnathiformes; Syngnathidae
Product: Mediator of RNA polymerase II transcription subunit 30-like
Exons: 5
Coding region: 283-858 (191 amino acids)
Biological process (GO): positive regulation of DNA-templated transcription
Cellular component (GO): mediator complex
Molecular function (GO): transcription coregulator activity
Source: RefSeq, a predicted model, not a curated record